Messenger RNA from Notolabrus celidotus (New Zealand spotty), 2050 nucleotides. It is a transcript of the gene mettl25, whose product is annotated as methyltransferase like 25. Lineage: Eukaryota; Metazoa; Chordata; Actinopteri; Labriformes; Labridae. The record is from RefSeq and is a predicted model, not a curated record. The transcript has 12 exons. The coding region runs from base 114 to 1853 and encodes 579 amino acids.
AGAAGAAGAAGAAAAGGCGGAAGCGCAGCACCAUCGAUUGCUCCUGUCUGGGCGAACAUCAACAGUGGUCUGCUCCUUAUCUCACUUAUCUCCUCUGUACUGAGUGUUUUAACAUGACGUCCUCCUCACACAGCCUGGCAGACAUUCAGCGCCGGAUAGAUGAAGUCAAGCGGUUCCUGUCUCUAACCCUGUGCAUUGCCAACGCGCACACGGUGGAGUUCUACACUCACGAUGUGUGGAAGAGGUUCGUGGCCGUGUCUCCUCAGGAAGUCUUGUCUACCAUUAGUUCAUGCGGUGAUCAGCAGAGGGAGCCAGAGCACAAAGAUAGAGAACAAUUCGGGACCACAUUUGGGUUUUGCAACAACACUAAUCGACUGGUUAAUCCCCUUGAACUGCAGCAGACGGCCACGGCUCACUCUCUCCUCAACCUUGGAGUCUGUUUGAGCAGAGAUGAGCUUCUGCGGGCCCUAGGAGAAUACAAAGAGGAGGAAGGUGAUGAGCUGGAGCCAGAUGAGUUCAUGAACUCUAAAAAAUCUCACGAGGUGCAGUCCAUGUCUAAGGUGGUGGCCUUUUUGGCCAAGCACUGUGGAGUCAAACAGGUGAUAGAUGUCGGCUCAGGGAAGGGCUACCUUAGCUCCUUCUUGUCUCUGCAGUAUGGCCUCUCGGUCUACGGCAUUGACUCCUCCAGCACAAACACACACGGAGCCCAGGAGAGGAACAGGAAGCUUAAGAAGUUCUCCAGAGCAUACCAGAAACACUUAAAGGCAGAAAUGGUGCCGGGAGAGGCCUCAGAUUUACCUCAUGAGGAUGUAGUAGAAAAGAAUGGAGAAGAUGGAUCAGUAUCCGUUAUAGAGGAGACAGAGGAAGAGGUGUUAGCUGGCUUUCCGGAGAAAAAUUCUGGGGUGAAAAAUCAUUCAGAGCCACACCCAGAAACAGAGGCUCUCUUCCUUGAUGCCCUCUCAGUGGAUGUGGUUCAGACUACACCUCCCAGAGUUCCCCCCAGCCACCUGAGUGCAGAGGAGAGGGAGAGGAGAAAGAGGGAGAACCUGGAAAGAAAAGACAAAAACAGAACUGACAGCGCUAAGAUGUUCUUACCCCUCACGUCGUACGUCACAGCGGAAACUGAGCUAAGGGAGCUCAUUAAUGAGCUGGAGGAUGCGGUCAUGGUCGGCCUGCACACGUGUGGUGACUUGGCUCCCAGCACCCUGAGGAUGUUUGUGGCUAAAGCCGAGCUGGCUGCAGUCUGCAGCGUGGGCUGCUGCUAUCACCUGCUGUCUGAGGAGUUUGAUCCUGCCAGACAGGAGUGUGUGCAGGGUGUGUGUGGUUUCCCUUUGAGUCAGUACCUCCGCCACCAGUCCUGGUUCUGUGGCAGAAACGCCAGGAUGUCUGCGUGUUUGGCACUGGAGAGAGUUGCAGUCGGCCAAGGAAUUCAGAUGGAGUCUUUGUUUUACCGGGCGGUCCUUCAUGUUAUUCUGAGGGAUCACUACAGCUCCUUUAAAAGCGAAAAGAGAGUUGGGAAUGUCUACUCUAAGGCCAAAUCAUUCGUGGACUACGUUCAGAGGGCUCUGCGCAGACUCGAGCUGGAUGACUCAAAGCUUUCUGACAGCGACAUCCAGGAGUACCACAACACCUACAGGCCAAGAAUAGAUGAGAUGCUUGCCUUUAAUAUGUUGAAAGUGACUCUGGCUCCCUGCAUCGAAGGUCUGAUUCUCCUCGAUCGCCUAUGCUACCUAAAAGAACAGGAGGAUUUAUCAUUCUCAGCACUGGUGCAACUGUUUGAUCCCGUGCUGUCACCAAGAUGUUAUGCUGUCGUUGGACUGAAGAGUUAUGACAGAAGUUGUUUAUGUGAAUGAACUUUUAUUUACGACCAUGAUUAUAGUCCACUCCUUGAGGGGUUACUGUUAUCGCAUCAGCCAUCAAACUCAAGGUAUUGUUGUGGUUUCCUUAAGAGCUUAAUUAAAUGCAUGGUUUAUAUAUGUCUUCUAUGUAUCACAUUUCUAAAAUCUUUUGGUUUUUCACCAAAAAUAAAUCCACAAUAUUUUUAGAGUUG